AUGGCGCUCGCUCCUGCCAACGACAAGAAGCGGGUGAAAGUCUACGAGCUCAAAAACAACGACUGGUAUGACCGCGGAACGGGAUUCUGCUUGGGCAACAUAUGCAGCGCUCCCAACGGCCCACCCGAAGCGCUCGAUGCGCGGAUCAUUGUCACGAGCGAGGAAGAGCCCACGCGGACGUUGCUGGAAACGAGAAUCGCCAAGGAUGAUGGCUAUCAGAAACAGCAGGAGACGCUCAUCGUCUGGACGGAGAGCAGCGGCGUGGACAUGGCCCUCAGUUUCCAGGAAGCUGACGGCUGCGCGAUGAUCUGGGAGUUUGUCAGUGAUGUCCAGUCACGUCUCGUGCCCGAGGAUGGAAUCUCAGACGACCUGCUAGACCCCGUCCACUCCGUCACACUGCCUGACCCGACUCUGGGCAAACUGGACGAGGUUGUCGAGGCGAUUCGCAACACAUCCCAAACAACAGCUGGAAGAGACGCUGUGGCCAAAUUCGUCAUGAGUCCCGAGCAAAUGUACAUUUUGAAGCUCGCGCCUCUGGUGGACGAGGCUGAGCGGCUCGAGUCGGCGUACGACUUGCAUCGGCUGUGUACGAUCAUGAAGCUGCUCAUUCUGCUCAACGACACCUCGAUCAUUGAGUUCGUGGUCACAGACCAGGCGAUCAUGGGUGUCGUGGGCGCAUUAGAGUAUGACCCGGAUUUCCCUUCACAUCGCGCGAACCACCGGCAAUAUCUCUCCGACACAUCAAAAUUCAAGGAGGUGGUUGCUUUCGAACAUCUCGAUAUCAAGAGGAAGAUACACUACACAUACCGCCUCCUCUACCUCAAAGAUGUUGUCCUCGCACGCAUUCUCGACGAUCCGACCUUCUCUGUCCUCAACUCUCUCAUCUUUUUCCACCAGGUUGAUAUUGUCAACCACAUCCAAUCAAAUCAGGGCUUUCUCAAGGAGCUGUUCGCCAUUUUUACAGACGACUCGGACGAGCUGGAAAGGAAGAAGAAUGCUGUACUGUUCAUCCAGAAUUGCUGCGCAGUGUCGAAGAAUAUUCAGCCGCCGUCACGAGCAGCGCUGUACCAGAACUUCAUCAACCACGGCCUCUUCACAGUCAUCACCUUUGCGCUACGGCAUCGAGAUGCUGCUGUGCGAGUGGCCGGGACUGACAUCCUGGUUGCACUCAUAGACCACGACGCACAUCUGGUGCGAGCACAUAUCGCUCGAGCAAUCAACGAGAAAGUGGUGCCCUUGACCGACACGUUGAUCGAGCUUCUGCUUGUCGAGGUGGACCUCGGUGUCAAGAGCCAGAUGGCGGAUGCGAUCAAGAUCUUGCUUGAUCCAGCAUCAGCAAAUGUGAGUAAUGGAACAGUCUCUUUGCAGGUAAAUUCUAACCAUUUGGCAAAACAGCGCGGCGGCAUGGUAGCCGAUCAAGGUCAUCAUGGAUCUCGAAUACCGACCCAAACUAAUCUUUUCAUCCAGAACUUCUACGACGACGGAGCGAAACGGCUAUUCAAGCCUCUCAAGGAUCUGGAAGGCCGAGAAUCCAUGGCAGGACUAACAGUGCAAGAGACCAGCCUCUACACACAUCUCGUUGAAGUGCUGUGCUUCUUCGUGCGGCAGCACCCGUAUCAAAGUAAGAUGUUCAUACUGGCUGAAAACUUGCACGCACGAGUGGCGCAGCUCCUGGCAUGUCCGCAGAAGUACAUGAAGCUCAUUGCGCUGAAAUGGUUCCGGACAUGCAUUGGCCUGCAGGACGAGUUCCACAACGGACAGAUCACGAAGAACCACCUCUUCAACCCGAUCCUGAACAUUGUGUAUGAGACGAUGCCACGAGAUAACCUCUUGAACAGCGCGUGCUUGGAGCUCUUCGAAUACAUCAAGCGUGAAAGUAUCAAGGGCCUGAUCUACCACCUCGCAGAAAACUAUCGGGAACGGCUCAUGGGCAUCACAUACGUCAGCACAUUCCAUGCUCUGAUUCAGAGGUAUGACCAACUCCAACACCCGCACACUGGCAUAAAUGGAGAACUCGGAGACACGAGCUUCACCACCGAGCCAGACACACCCGAUGCGCUGAGGAGCCGCAUGAUGAACGGAAGGCAACUGUUUAGCGGGCUGAGAGAGCCCGACGCUGCUGAGGAUGAUUACUUCAACGCGGACGAUGAUCUUGGUGAUGAUGAAGAAGGCACACUACCCACAACGGCGACCGCGAGGUUACCCAACGGCCAUGCUAGUCCCAUAAAACCUCUCGUGGACUAUCCCGAUGACGACGACGAAGAUUUGCCAAUGGAGGACAUACUCGCCAGCUCGCCCGAUCCUGUGACUCGCGAAAAGAAGCCGAAUCACUCCACCGAUCCUUCCGACUUCCAACGAGGCCGCAAUCGCACGCCCGUCGCCAAGGACGGCUCUCCAGGUUCGCAACAAAGCCCACCCGAGUCGAUCGCCACGAAGCGCAGGCGAGAAGAAGAAGAUGACGACGAGCUCGGCAAGAUGAUGGGAGGUGGCAACAAGCGUCGGAACAGCUCUGCAUCCCUGCGAAGCGUCGCCAGCGAGAACAAAGUUCCCACGCUCGCCUCAUCACCCAUAGUUGAAGGCAGCCCGAUGAGCGUAUCCAAUCCUGAUAAGGAUGAUGACGAUGAAGCGCCGCUAUCUCCAAAGUCACAACCUGUCUCUUCUCCGGCUGUGGACAAGGGACAGUAUACACCAACCCACGCGCUGCGGAGAAAGGGCAGCUUGAAAGUCAAGAACGAGAGUGGUGCAAAUAAUGGCAGAUAUGCGAUCAAACCGAUCAAUCUGUCCGGUGUACGCACGCCAACAGAUUCACCACAAGCGAAAGACAGCCAGAAGAAUGGAAAUGGGAUCAAGAGCGAGGACGUCGAUGGUGUUGACGGUGACGGUGACAACGACAGUGGAAGCGGAGGCGGAGGAUAG
This is a messenger RNA of Zymoseptoria tritici IPO323, 2916 nucleotides long. RefSeq lists its product as uncharacterized. Gene Ontology annotation, cellular component: nucleoplasm; protein phosphatase 4 complex. Gene Ontology annotation, biological process: protein dephosphorylation; DNA damage response. The record is from RefSeq and is a predicted model, not a curated record. Gene Ontology annotation, molecular function: protein phosphatase activator activity. The transcript has 2 exons. Lineage: Eukaryota; Fungi; Ascomycota; Dothideomycetes; Mycosphaerellales; Mycosphaerellaceae. The coding region runs from base 1 to 2916 and encodes 971 amino acids.